AGUCUAUGUUUGCACGGCCGUCGGCGAAGACGACGAGCGACGUAAGCCAGUGCGUAACGCGGACGAGCGCGACUACGAAAACAACACGUUUUGCAAGUGCCGCGGCAAAACAACUUCAGUUUUAGAUUGUGAAGAAGCUCGCCCGGGGCGCAUUGACGUAAUACUACUGGAAAAGUACAACAGUGAUAUACAAUUAACAUAAAUCUAAUUUUUCAACAACUUUUGAUAAUGACAGAAGUUUCGUUAUCAAACUGGCUUUAUUACUGUUAGACUGUACUAAACUGUAAUGAUGCUUUGGUAACGAAGGCUUUUUUUAUCACCGUCGAAAGUCGUUAAGCGCGUCAUUAAAGAAGUUGAUAAGUGAUUGCAAGAGCCGGUUGUGUUAGUUGUGUUUAAAUUUUCAGUUAGAUUUUUGCGUCACACACAUUUUCGCAAAAAUGCUAAAAGAAUUCGGCAUCGACGGCAAAAUUUUGAGAGCUCUUGAUUAGUUUCGUUAGGAUUUCACGGCUAUUGCAUUUGCACAGUCCCGUGCAAAUUGGUUUGCACGUUCUUGAAAACACUUCUAUUGACAUUCUUGGCGAUAUAUACUCUUCGCCGCACUGCUCCACUUCUGGAGAACUCAUAGCUAUCUAACACAAUCGACAGGAAGUGGUCCGACGAAGGAAAAGUACAACGCGUACACGAUUAUAUUUAGUGAACUAUAAAGAAAGUAAAAUCUUUAAUUCGAAAGAUUUUUGACUGACUGAUGACGCCAGAAAUACGAGAUAACUGAGUGUGUUAAAGUGUACAAAGUAUCAACAUGCAAAUUUCUUUAAUACGAGGCUAUUAAAUAAUAUUAAUAGUCUAUUAAAGUGAGGAAGAUAUUCGGGGUCAAGAUGAUAACCGUGCCGAUAUCAGCCUCGAGUCCCUACGUGAAGACUACGUCCUACAGUGAUGCGAGCAUAGUUGCUAAAAAGCCUUCGGUUCAACAGUUUUUGCAAGACAUGAAGGAACAUUCGGCAGCUCAACGAAUGGAGCGAGAUAAGGAGGUGCCACAGCGGUCGCAAAGCAGCGCGGCUAGCUUGACGUCUAUAGGUGCCGAUAUAUCUCCAAGUUCUUCCCAUUUCUUCGAGGUAUUCUACGUUGGUAAAAUUAAAGUAUCGAAUCCGAAAGUACAGGAAUCAUUCAUCGAUGACGCCUUGAUACGGUUUCGCGUUCAUGUACUCGAAAAAUCGAGAUCUUCUACGAGUAAUCUACUGACAGAAUGUCGAUUGCAACGCCAAGCUGUAACGUCUUCCAUUAAUAGAAGAAAUAGUACGGAAUCUACCGCUAGUGAAUCGGGCAGUAUUGAGAACGUGUCGGGAAACAGUACAAUUCCGAACGUGAAUCCGCUUGGAGUUCCGCCAGUUUUAAGCGGCUCCGUGGAAACUUUUCCAAGAACCAGCGCGAACUCAGCAGACAACGAUAGCCGUAAUGGAAAUCGAACGUCCGAAUCUUCCACUAAUUCUAAUAUCACCGUACCUGAAGUUAUGCGAAAUCGCGCGGCGUCUACCGGCAGUGUUUUAGGCGGUAGGAGGGAUUCUGGUGCUAAAGGAAAUGAGGAUCAUAAUCGCACUAUGGUCUUUGAAGUAGGACGAAAUGAUUUGAGGUUGAUUAGUCCGGACAGGAAGCGCAUCGUUUUGCAUAAACAUCUGAAAGAUGUAGCCAGCUGCGCGCAAGGUAUAAAAAAUCCUGAUCACUUUGGAUUUAUUUGCAAAGAACCUGAACCUUGCUUUAUCGGGUACGUCUUCAAAUGCCAAUCCGGAUCAGUCGCAGAUGAUCUUGUUGCAGCAAUUAGUCAAGCCUUUGUUGCGACUUGUAAUAUCGCGAAGAAGGAAAAAUAUUCUGUAUACUCUUGCGAGCAUUGUCCUAUGUACUGGUAUAAUAAAUUAUAUCAAGAGAUUGAAGGGCAAAAUGAUUCAAGAGUGCAAAGUAUUAUUUUUUCACGUAUGGAACUGUUGCCGGAGGAUGAACAGGAGAUCGUUGUUAGGAAAUAUAAGGGCGCUGAGGCUGCAGGCAAUAUCGGUGCAGGCUCUAUGAGUCUUCGAGAGCAAAAUCAAUUCCUAAUGCAACUGUUGCGUGCUCAUUGUGAAUCAAAACAAACUAGACAUGUACACGAUACGGCUGAGAAUAGGAGUGAAUUUCUUAAUCAAUAUCUAAACGUCGGCGUUGGCAGUACGAUAUUUAUGAAGGCAAAACGCUCUCUCACGAAUAGCUUUGACAACCUUAUGAAGAGGAAAGGUUCGCGUGACGAUUUUGGCUUGGGCCCACAAUUGAGGGAUUCGAAUCAUUUAAGUAUGGGGAUACAAAAGAAUGGUAGCCAGAGUCCGGACAAUUCGCGACAAUCAUCUAUAAUGGACACUUCGCCGGAUUCGAGUAGGCCAAGAUCGUUGCGUGUGUCGCCUGAACAACAAAUCGUUGUAAACAACGCACCAAAGAGUCCCAUGAUGGACAUAUUUUUAAAAGUUGGCAACUCAUCGAAAAUAUCUCCGACGGAGCCCACCGGAAGCAAUACAACAAUACAAGCCAACAGUUCGUGGCGGCAAACGAUACUAAACAGAGUCGUGACACCGAGUAAAGAUCACAAUGUCAAGGAAACUGAAAAAGUCGGGAAUAUUAGUGUCAUUAAAAAUUUAGAGACUCCCGUUAAACGCAGAACAAAACAAGAAUUGCGAGAUCUGUGGAAAAAAGCGAUCAAUCAACAGUUGAUACUUAUAAGAAUGGAAAAAGAGAAUGCAAAGCUCAGAGAAUGUCAAGAGGAGGCGAGUAAGAAGGAGGCAGUAAAGAGAAUCAAAUUAGAAUACGAUGAGCUUAGCAGCUGUGCGCGUGAGGUGGUAGAAGUUUGGGAUCUUCUCAUUAGCAAGGAAUCGCGAGUUUCCACCAAAUGCGACAAUCAGAUGCUUUUGCAUGCCAUUAAACAAGGUGUACCGAAAGGAAAGAGAGGCGAGGUCUGGCAAUUUCUAGCCGAACAAUUCUGCUUAAAGCAACCACCUAUAGACACUCAAGAUUUCCCGAAUUACAAUACGCCCUACGAACUACUUCUGAAGCAGCUCACAUCCCAACAGCAUGCUAUUCUUAUCGAUCUGGGAAGAACGUUCCCGAGUCAUCCAUAUUUUAGUUCACACUUGGGACCUGGUCAAUUAGCGCUCUUCAAUUUAUUGAAGGCCUACUCCUUAUUAGAUUACGAAGUCGGUUAUUGUCAAGGUCUCAGUUUUGUCGCCGGCGUGCUUCUAUUGCAUAUGGCUGAAGAUCAGGCCUUUUUCUUAUUACGACAUCUGAUGUUUCGCCGAGGCCUCAGAAAAUUGUAUUUGCCAGAUAUGGCAGAAUUGCAAUUACACUUGUAUCAACUCUCCAGGCUGUUACACGACCGCUUACCAGCUAUUUAUAAUCACUUCGACAAACAUGAAGUUUCACCAACUUUAUACGCCGCUCCGUGGUUAUUAACUCUGUUUGCCAGUCAAUUUCCUUUGGGCUUUGUAACUAGAGUUUUUGAUUUGCUCUUUUUGGAAAGCUCUGAAGUUCUCUUCCGUGUAUCGGUUGCGCUAUUAGAAGAGCAUCAGGAUCAACUAUUGGGUUGUGACAGCUUUGAAGAAAUUAUGGGAUAUCUCAAGACACGUGUUCCAGCAGUGAACAAACAAAGUUUAGAUCGCAUUAUGAAACGUGUAUUUUACCCCGAUUUGGAGAUUUCCAAACAAUUAAACGAAUACAGAGUGGAAUACCAAGUGCUUCAAGAGGAAAUGAUUUCAGUAAAGCCACAAAUAGAGAAUUUGGAAAAGUUUAAAUUAAUGAACAAGCAACUCACACAAGAAGUUGCACAACUCAACGAGCAACUUGAGAUUACUGUGAGCAACUUACACAGGCUCGAAACGACGCGUUCAGUGCAGCAAGCGAAUAUCCAUAAACUCGAGACUCAGAAUCGCAGUCUUGAAGUAACGGUUGCCACAUUAGGCACAUUCAUUCAACAAUUAGUAGACACACGUGCUGACAUCGAAGUGCCGGGCGACGUUCGUAGGAUAAUCGCACAGUUAAGCAUGGUUGAGAAACGACGAAAUGCUGGCACCAGGUCAUAUCCUUUAAAGGUUAUCGAGGACAAACACGGCAUGAUAAAGAGCAACUCGACUGGCAGAGAUUCUCACAAUCUUCUUAGGAAUAACAGUCUGGAGACACCGUAUCCGUUGAAAUCGACUUUAAGUCAACCCAAUUUAGCAACAAAAGUCUCUUCGUUCUUCUCGAAUUCGCACAAUCAGAUAUUGAAGCAACGCGCGGAGUUGGAAGCUCUCAGAAACAAAUAUUCCGAGCAAGCGGUGAAAAAUAACAACGAUGAGAAUGAUCCCAAAACGGUUAACAUUGACAUUCAGAUCACGGAUACCAUGAAUCUGGCUAACAAUCCACCCCCUCAAAGCGAGAACAAUUUGAAGGUUCCAGUCACUAAUUUGGAGAAAUCGAUAUCGUUACCGUUAAGGGGUAAAUUGAAAUCGUCGAAGUCGGCGUACGAAUUAGGAUCCGUGAAAAAAGUUCCCACCAGCAAGCUCGAAGUUACGAACAACGAUUCGUUGACGAAUUUGACUGGAACCAUGCACCCACUUGACACUUGCAGUGACGUGAAUUUCCGGUAUGGCGGAACCACGAAACUCAAGUCUAUUAAACCUGUCAGAUUAUUUAAUCCGAGUUGUCAGGAAGAUAGCAGUAAUAACAAACAGAAGUCCGACCAAAAUUCAGAUCCUUUAAAUAGAUAACAAUUACUUUUAAAUACAUCUUCGAAGAGUGUCUUAUCAAAGAAAAUUUUCAUGAAAAAUAUGUAUUUAAAACGGUAUUUUGGUGACGUGUAGUUUAAGUUAAAGAACGGUGUAUUCGCAUUUGAUUACUUCUCAUUUUUUUCUUUUUUUUCUUUUUUUUUUAACGAAUAAGUCUUGAAACAGUAUAAUUCGUUAAGCUUGCGUAAUUAUAGAACAAAAUCACUUUUUUACUUAAAACUAAGAUCUGACAUUUGACGUUACAAUUUGUAAAAGUUGGUCAAAUAUUCUAUUCAAAUAAUAUUGAAUAUUACGUUUAAGAAUCUCUCACGUCAGUAAAAAGUCGAAAAAAAAAGAAAACAUGUCAAUAAAUAUUCAAGACCGCGCAAAAAAUGCAUCAAAAACAUAUUUCUAUGCCGAAAUGAGACAAAUGUCAAAAUAAGGUACUAAAGAGACGUAACGAGUGCAUACCCGGUUUCAGAUUGCCAAAGGAAGUGCCAAACUUUCGUUGUGUGAGAUUACACAUUUUGUAGUAGAAGCGACUUUUAGUCGAAGGUAUAUGCGUAUGUAUAUAGAUACAUUGCGUACAUAUGCAUGCAUAGACGCGAUUUGUCAUCGAGGAGGAACGUAUGCUACGAAAGCCAUUGAUAUAUAGGCUGCUAUGCACUGUAAGAUUCAAAAAGAAUGAAGUAUUACUAUUUUUGCACAAAAUAAGCCUUGUGAUAUCAGGGAUAUACUUAAUGGUGUAUGUGUGUGUGUAUGUACACAUGUAUAUGAAUAUAUGUACACAUAUAUACACUCGCUGUUCUUUAUAGUAAAGAGGUUUUACUAUCGUUAAUACGAAAAUAGUAUUAGCGACAUUUAAUAUCCAUAUCAAAUGUGUUGCGAAUUAGCGUGUACUAGCGAGUAAAUUACUCAAUUCCCAUUAGAUAUUUAAAACUGGUGACACUGACAGAUACUUAUAAUGUAGGAUUGAUAAGAUUUUAUUAGAGAUGAUAAAAUUAUAUUUUGUAGUAUUCGAGUCUGUAAUGUUCUAUCAGCUAGUGAUUAUUUGUAACUUGUAGCGAUGUAUCAUUUGUAAUAAGUGCAAGUAUUAUAUCUCUCUUGUGACAAGAAUAAAGGUAUUAUAUAUGUCCCA
Linepithema humile (Argentine ant) is the source of this 5889-nucleotide messenger RNA. The record is from RefSeq and is a predicted model, not a curated record. Lineage: Eukaryota; Metazoa; Arthropoda; Insecta; Hymenoptera; Formicidae.